Kwoniella mangroviensis CBS 8507 is the source of this 2070-nucleotide messenger RNA. RefSeq lists its product as uncharacterized. The coding region runs from base 1 to 2070 and encodes 689 amino acids. NCBI's taxonomy places the organism in Eukaryota, Fungi, Basidiomycota, Tremellomycetes, Tremellales, Cryptococcaceae. Gene Ontology annotation, biological process: mannosyl-inositol phosphorylceramide biosynthetic process. The transcript is spliced from 5 exons. The record is from RefSeq and is a predicted model, not a curated record. Gene Ontology annotation, molecular function: mannosyltransferase activity.
AUGUCCUAUUCACGUAUAUCAUCUUCCCCACAUUCCACCUCGCGCCAUGACCACUCUCAUUCAAGUUCGAGUAAACCCAAAUCGACCAAAACGCGUAAAGCGAUAAUAACAUUAUUGGUUAUCCUAUCAUUGUUUUUGAUAGGAACAGUAAUUGUUUUGUCUAGCGUAUCGUACUUCCUCAAUAUACCCAAUUGGGCCUAUCUAACUGAAUCAGAAGUUUCUUGGAGACCUAGUGAUAUAAUUCAACCGCUGAAAGAUCCAUUAGAUUUCAAUGAGACGAGGAGGAUACAGCGUAGGAAAGAAUGGAGAGACGUGACUGAUGAUCUAUCAGAGGCAGAGCCAUUAGAAGCUAGUGGAGUAUUGGGGACGGAGACGUUACCGGAAUCUUGGAAGGAGUUGGAAGAGGAGAUGGAACAGUUAGAUGCGGCUGAGGAAGUCGAUGUGGAUGUGGAUGUUGAUAUACCAUUAGAUGGAGAUGAACAGGUAGAGGGAGAGACUUAUGAUGAUUCAGUGGAAUCGGAAGAUACGAUGACAACAGCGGCAGAAGCAGCAGUAUUAGAUGAUGGGAUGAUGCAGGCCGACGAUGGUGUAUGGGGAAUAGACGGUAAAGGUACAGGAGGGUAUUGGAUGAAAAAAGACUGGAAUGGGAAAGUCCAAGAUACCGAAAGUUGGGAUAGGUUAUUCAACGUUACUACCAGGCCCGGAGAGACUAUCCCUCGAUUGAUCCACCAAACAUGGAAGAGCGACGUCUUACCUGAAAAGUGGCAAAAAGCAUGGAAAGAAUGUAGAGAGGGUAUGCCCGAUUACGAAUACAUGUUAUGGACCGAUGAUGUUUCUCGGGAAUUCAUUGCCAAACAUUACCCAGCCCAUCUACACAUGUUUGAUUCGUACAAAUACCCCAUCCAACGUGCCGAUUCCAUCAGGUACUUCAUCUUACAUCAUUUCGGCGGUGUGUACAUGGAUUUGGAUAUAGGUUGUAGAAGAAGAUUGGAUCCUCUCUUGCAAGGUGAUUGGGAGGUGAUCUUACCUAUCACUAAACCUGUCGGUGUAUCGAACGAUUUGAUCUUCUCUUCGAAAGGAUCUGCUUUCAUGGAUGACACCGUCCAUGGACUUUCUACUUUCGACCACCAGUAUUUCACCAAUUACCCUACCGUCAUGUUUUCCACCGGACCAAUGUUCUUAUCUGCGCAAUACGCCUUAUAUUCCUCUGCCCACCCUUUGACCGAAACCCAUCCUCGUGCAGAAGUCCGAAUAUUACCCAAAUCACUAUACGGUAAAAACGUACCGAUGUCCACUGUGCCGCAUUCCUUCUUCUCGCACUUCUACGGCUCGUCAUGGCACGCUGACGAUGCUGGAUUUAUUACUUUCCUCGGCGCAUGGGGUAAGAAGCUCAUGUGGGUCGGAUUGGUCGUACUGGUAUCAGGUGUGAUAAGGUUGAUAUGGUUAAAGAGGAAAGCUGCGAAUGGUGGUCAACAAUAUCAAUUAUUAUCUAUCCUUCCUACGUCCAGCUCAAACUCUGGUGGGACCGGGAAUGGGAAUAGGUCCGGAGCUAGUACACCUACUUCAACGACUGGAUCAAGUGGUGGAUUGAUGUCUCCCUCGACGACAUUCGACUUACCUGGUCAAUUACAACUCAACUCCUCGGACAUUGCGAAUGUCUUCAAAAGAGCGGGCCAUCUGAUCCUGGCUGCUCCUGCUACCUUACUUUAUGGGAAUAAUGAAAAUCGAAGGAGAAGGCAGAGAACGGGUCUGUUGUACUUCGUUCCUGCUUUGUUCCAACCUGAUCAAGUUAGAAGAAGGGGAAGAACAGCUUCGGAAGCUAGUCAAUUACCAUUAAGAACGUCCAGGAGAGAUAGGGACAGGGCACCACCACCACCACCUUAUGAACCCUCUGGACAAGAUGGGUACCCCAUGACAAAGAGGGACAGGGAUGAGACGAUGGAUGAGGUAGAUGCGUUUUUGAAUUCCGAAGCGGAAGGAGAAACGAGUGGACAGUCCACGUAUAACGAUAAUGAUAAUGAUGGAGAUGGAGAAUGGGAAGAUUGGAGGAGGAAAAGUGAUGUAGAUUGA